Molecule: messenger RNA, 1202 nt
Organism: Armigeres subalbatus
Lineage: Eukaryota; Metazoa; Arthropoda; Insecta; Diptera; Culicidae
Exons: 2
Coding region: 155-880 (241 amino acids)
Source: RefSeq, a predicted model, not a curated record
AGAUGUGAGGGAGAUUUCUGGGCAGCUUGAAUGGUACACUAGAAUCUUUGAAGCUGUUCAUCAUGAAGACUGCUGUCAAGAUGGUUUUAUUCAAGCCAGAAACUCGCCCCAACAUUCUUCAAAGAUUCUAGAGCUCAUCUUGAAACGAUUCGCCAUGGACGAUAUGAAAAGCAAGCUGCAACUGCUUGAAGAGCAUUACAAGUCAUGGCGAAUAAAACAGCAAGAGGAAACGGCGAGAAUCAAACAGGAUUUCGAACGACGAUUGGCGAAAUUAAAUGAGGAUUAUUUGGCAUCGGUAAAGAAAAUUGAUUGUGAUUUUAGUGCCAAAAAGGAAGCGUUAAUAAAGCGGUACAACGAAAAAGGUGGCUGCAAACGGACGGAAAGUAAACAGCUUCUUGCAAUCGGUAAAGUGAUACCGCAGGAUGUCAUUAAUAGCACAGCCGAUUUAGAAGAAAACAUUUUCCAACAUCACCAUUCCGAACUUCAAACAACAGAAGAAAUUCCAGCCCCUCGAUGUGUUACUUAUGAUGUCAAGCUUGUAGAGACCGUAUUCCAUCAGAACGCAAACGUUUCUACUGCACCCGAAAAUUUUGCUGAUUUAUCUAUUGUUUGUACCGGGAUAAGUAUAGUGCGAAUGAAUGAAUCGACGCUAUGGCAACAAGUGUGUCGUAAACCACAUGCAACUGUAUACGAGGCGGCGCGCGUUGGUAAAGAGUGCUCUGUGCACGGCAAGUGGUACGAAAAUGAUGCAGUGGGAGAAUUAAAACUAUGUCUGUUAAAUUAUGAGAUUCAAAAUUUUGUUGAAUCAAAAAUCUUCGAUCCGGGAGGUGUAUGGUUUAUUACUCCUGGAGCAAACAUGAUAUUAACACAUAUUAGUUAGAUGAUGUAAAUUUAUUAGUCGUAUAAUUAAUCAGCUAGUUACCAGUUUCACGGGAGGGAGAAUGUUAGAAUGAGAAUUUUUAGUGAAUCUGGCAACAGUGAAAUCGUGCGCCACUGAAACUGCUUCAGAAGUGUUUAGUUGUAAGUGAAACAGUGAGAAGAUGUGAGGGAGAUUUCUGGGCAGCUUGAAUGGUACACUAGAAUGUAAGUUUGUUUGUAUUACCGUUUAGAAUUAUGAGCUAAUAAGCAAUAAAUUAUAGCUUUGAAGCUGUUCAUCAUGAAGACUGCUGUCAAGAUGGUUUUAUUCAAGCCAGAAACUCGCC